Molecule: messenger RNA, 1577 nt
Organism: Sorex araneus (European shrew)
Lineage: Eukaryota; Metazoa; Chordata; Mammalia; Eulipotyphla; Soricidae
Gene: MARCHF9
Product: membrane associated ring-CH-type finger 9
Exons: 4
Coding region: 22-1062 (346 amino acids)
Biological process (GO): protein ubiquitination
Molecular function (GO): zinc ion binding; ubiquitin-protein transferase activity
Source: RefSeq, a predicted model, not a curated record
CCCCCCGCCGGCGCCCGGACGAUGCUCAAGUCCCGGCUCCGCAUGUUCCUGAACGAGCUGAAGCUGCUGGUGCUGACGGGCGGGGGGCGGCCCCGGGCCGAGCCGCAGCCCCGGGGGGGCGGGGGGGGAGGCUGCGGCUGGGCGCCCUUCGCCGGCUGCUCCAGCCGGGACGGCGACGGCGACGAGGAGGAGUACUACGGGUCCGAGCCGCGCGCCCGGGGCCUGGCCGGCGACAAGGAGCCGCGGGCCGGACCCCCGCCGCCGCCCGCGCCGCCGCCGCCGCCCCCGGGCGCGCUGGACGCCCUGUCGCUCAGCAGCAGCCUGGACAGCGGCCUCCGCACCCCCCAGUGCCGAAUCUGCUUCCAAGGCCCCGAGCAGGGGGAGCUCCUGAGCCCCUGCCGCUGCGACGGCUCCGUGCGCUGCACGCACCAGCCCUGCCUCAUCCGCUGGAUCAGCGAGAGAGGCUCCUGGAGCUGCGAGCUUUGCUACUUCAAGUACCAGGUCCUGGCCAUCAGCACCAAGAACCCACUGCAGUGGCAGGCCAUCUCCCUGACGGUGAUCGAGAAGGUCCAGAUUGCCGCCAUCGUCCUGGGCUCUCUCUUCCUCGUUGCCAGCAUCUCCUGGCUCAUCUGGUCCUCGCUCAGUCCCUCAGCCAAGUGGCAGCGGCAGGACCUGCUCUUCCAGAUCUGCUACGGCAUGUACGGCUUCAUGGAUGUCGUCUGCAUAGGCCUCAUCGUCCAUGAAGGCUCUUCUGUCUACCGCAUCUUCAAGCGCUGGCAGGCAGUGAACCAGCAGUGGAAGGUCCUCAAUUAUGACAAGACCAAGGACGUGGGCGGAGACGCAGGGGGCGGGACAGCAGGGAAGCCAGGCCCCAGGACCUCACGGACAGGCCCCCCGUCGGGGGCAGCCAGCCGGCCCCCGGCAGCCCGGCGCAUGCGGACGCUCUUGCCUCAGCGCUGUGGCUACACCAUCCUGCACCUCCUCGGACAGCUGCGGCCACCAGAUGCCCGGUCCAGCUCCCACUCUGGCCGAGAGGUCGUCAUGAGGGUGACCACGGUCUGAACUGGACUCCAGGAGCGGGAAUUGGGUGUCCGUGCGUGCGUGUGUUGGCCAGAGACACGACGACGAGGCGUCUGGAGGUGCUACCGGGACAUCACUGCUUCCUCCCCCGCGGAUCUCGGCGGACAGCCUCACGCUGGAGGCGCGGUGUGGCCUUGGCGACCCACCGGGGCAGAGACACCUGGAUGCCACUCCGGCCCCCACCGGCAGCUCCUCGCGCUCGCCCCGGGGCGGCCAGCGCGCAGGCGGGGAGAGCAGCUUUUCUUCCAUAGAGAACCGUUCUUACCUCAGCUCCCAGGGCCUCCAGCCUCCCAGCUCCGCCACCCGACGUGGCGAAGGGGGACCAAUGCCAGAAGAAAGGGGCUGCAGACCCCCCCACCCCCUACCCCAUGGCCACAGGGCAUCUGGCAAUAAAACUAAGAUACAUUGACCUCCCGCUCCCUGCAUGAGGGCGGGGGGGCUUCCCCCGCCCCUCCCCCCACCGCAUGGGGGAGGGCAUAAAGAAUCAUUUAUAUGCA